CGAUUUCAAUCGCUGAUCUUUGGCUUUCCGGCUUUCUCUGCUCUGUCGGGAUUAGUGCUGUGUCUUUGUUCCUUCUCCGACGAUUUUGACCUCCUCCGUGUUGGUGUUGAUCAUCGAAAAUGCAUUCUAGUCCUUUGCUUCUUGAGGAACCUAUUAGGAUGUCAUCCGUCCUCGAGCCAUCCAAGCCUAGUUUCUUUCCAGCUAUGACAAAAAUUGUUGGAACUCUUGGUCAGAAGUCACGAUCAGUUGAUACAAUUGCCCGCUGCCUUGAUGCUGGAAUGUCUGUGGCAAGGUUUGAUUUCUCCUGGGGUGAUCGGGAGUACCACCAAGAGACAUUGGAAAAUUUAAAGGCUGCUAUCAAGAGUACCAAGAAACUCUGUGCGGUUAUGCUUGAUACUGUGGGUCCAGAACUGCUAGUGAAUAAAACUGAACGCCCUGUUUCCCUUCAAGCAGAGACUUUGGUUGUGUUAACCCCGGAUCAAAACAAAGAAGCGACAUCAAAUCUCUUACCAGUUAAUUUCAAUGGGCUAUCAAAGGCAGUGAAACCGGGUGACACUAUUUUUAUUGGUCAGUACCUCUUUACAGGAAGUGAAACAACAUCUGUAUGGCUUGAGGUCACUGAGGUGCAUGGUGAUGAUGUCACUUGUCUCAUAAAAAAUUCCGCUACACUGGCUGGGACGUUGUAUACUUUACAUGUCUCUCAGAUUCGUAUUGACCUUCCUACACUUACUGAUAAGGACAAGGAGGUUAUAAGCACAUGGGGUCUUCAGAACAACAUAGACUUCCUUUCACUGUCAUACACUCGGCAUGCUGAAGAUAUUCGUCAUGCCCGUGAAUUUCUCUCCAAACUUGGUGACCUGAAACAGGCACAAAUUUUUGCAAAGAUCGAGAAUAUUGAGGGAUUGAUGCAUUUUGAUGAGAUAUUGAGAGAAGCAGAUGGUAUCAUUGUCUCUCGUGGAAAUUUGGGGGUAGAUCUCCCACCUGAGAAGGUGUUUUUAUUCCAAAAAGCUGCUAUCUAUAAGUGCAACGUGGCUGGAAAGCCUGCUGUUGUUACACGUGUUGUGGAUACUAUGACUGACAAUUUAAGACCUACUCGUGCUGAAGCAACUGAUGUUGCCAAUGCAGUCCUGGAUGGAAGUGAUGCAAUUCUUCUUGGGGCUGAGACACUGCGAGGAUUGUACCCUGUAGAGACAAUUUCUACUGUUGGAAAAAUCUGUGCAGAGGCGGAGAAAGUUUUUAAUCAGGAUUUGUAUUUCAAGAAGACUGUCAAAUAUGUGGGGGAGCCAAUGAGUCAUUUGGAAUCAAUAACUUCCUCUGCGGUUCGCGCGGCCAUAAAGGUCAAGGCCUCUGUUAUUAUUUGUUUCACUUCAUCUGGAAGAGCAGCAAGGUUGAUUGCGAAGUACAGACCAACCAUGCCUGUAAUAUCUGUUGUCAUUCCUCAACUGAAAACAAAUCAACUCCGAUGGACUUUCACUGGUGCAUUUGAGGCAAGGCAAUCACUUAUUGUUAGAGGUCUUUUCCCAAUGCUGGCGGAUCCACGUCAUCCAGCUGAGUCUACUAGUGCAACAAAUGAAUCAAUUUUGAAGGUUGCAUUAGAUCAUGGCAAGGCCUUUGGCAUCAUUAAGCCCCAUGACCGAGUUGUUGUUUGCCAGAAAGUAGGUGACUCUUCAGUUGUGAAGAUUAUUGAGCUUGAAGAUUAGAACUUUUACGUCGUACUGAAGGUUCGAUUAUAAAAUUCCUUACAUAGCUUUUUGGGCUUUAGAAUUUUCUCGUGCACCGGUAACAUUGAAGGACCACGUUUCAUAAUAAGGAAAAGGUACACAUCGAAGUUUUGUAUCAUAACGUUGGUCAUACCAUUUUGCUGAAAUGAGUAAUGUAAUUCCACUGCUGUUUGCUGAAUCAGUUGUUUGUAAUUAAGCUUGUAUUACCCCCGACGGGCUUCCAAUAUUGCAAACUGGAGUAUACCA
Neltuma alba is the source of this 1967-nucleotide messenger RNA. Its product is annotated as pyruvate kinase 1, cytosolic. The transcript is spliced from 16 exons. The record is from RefSeq and is a predicted model, not a curated record. Bases 120 to 1700 code for a protein of 526 amino acids. Gene Ontology annotation, biological process: glycolytic process. Gene Ontology annotation, molecular function: potassium ion binding; magnesium ion binding; pyruvate kinase activity. Lineage: Eukaryota; Viridiplantae; Streptophyta; Magnoliopsida; Fabales; Fabaceae.